Messenger RNA from Struthio camelus australis, 485 nucleotides. Its product is annotated as CD59 glycoprotein-like. Lineage: Eukaryota; Metazoa; Chordata; Aves; Struthioniformes; Struthionidae. The record is from RefSeq and is a predicted model, not a curated record.
AUGAUGAGGACAGUCUUCAGCCUGGUACUUGUCUGCUCCCUUUUUGUGAUCAAAAGUGAAGCGCUGCAGUGUUACACUUGUGUAGGUUCUAGUGACGAAGACUGUAACAGACAAGGAACUCAGCAAUGUCCAGGGCAUUCAGAUGCAUGUGCAGUGAUAAGAGGACAAGCAAGUGGUAUUAUGAAGUCCUGUUCGUUCAGGUCGUUCUGUGAGCGGGCAAGGAGAGACGGAUCCAGAGCGCCCGGAGUGAGCGUUCACUGCUGUUACUCAAACAAUUGCAAUGCAAAAAGCCUGGGCUCAAGAAUCACCACCUCCAUGAGCUACUUAUCUCUCCUCAUCUUCACGCUGUUUUGGCACCCACUGCUUAAGCUGACAUGAAAAAAAAAAAGUUUCCUCAAGCAACAGCUCUGCCUUUUUAGAAAAGAUUGGAUAUAUUUUCUAAUCAUGUUACUCCAUGUACCGUAUUUUUCAGUAGGAAAAAAGCA